Drosophila hydei is the source of this 1651-nucleotide messenger RNA. RefSeq lists its product as uncharacterized. Bases 98 to 1561 code for a protein of 487 amino acids. Lineage: Eukaryota; Metazoa; Arthropoda; Insecta; Diptera; Drosophilidae. The record is from RefSeq and is a predicted model, not a curated record. The transcript has 2 exons.
CGCUAGCAUAGCAGCGUUAAACAAAACAUUUCGCAUUCCGUUUUUUUGUAUUGACUUGCUUAAAAUUGCCAUCCGAAGAGGGCCACCGCCACCAAAAAUGCCGCUGAAGGCCGUUUGCAUUGAGUUGCGCCCCAAUUUAAACAGCGGCCAUGUGUUCCUUCAGUUCGAUCAAGAAAUCCGCGGACGCAAGAAGACGCGCCUAAUCAUCAAGGAGCACGACGUCCACAUUGUCGAGAAUGGCAUGUACAGCAAAGAAAGUCAACUGGUGCUGCGCCACGAUACCUUCGGCAUGGACAUACAACGCAUUUCCGCUUUCAUUGUGAAUGGUUGUCACAUAAGCUUUCGGUUUAACUACACCACACUAGAUACCGAGGCACUGGAACAGAGCAUUGGCAUCCCAUUGACGGCACAGCCACUGCUGCUUAGCUUUGCGGAGCACACAGAGCACCUGGUGGCGCUGCAGUGCAAUAAUUGUCGGAGUGAACUGGUCUCCGGAUGCAGCUACAAUCGCUUGCGCGAAUUCCCCAGCGGUCUGAUCGAUCCCAGCGAGUUCUUUUGCCACACUCACGGCACAACGAAGCACCCGGUCACAUUGGUGCCCGACCUGAAGGGACUCUACUACGGCCUCAAUUACAUAGUGCUCAACAUAAGUGUGCUGCAGGAACGCGUCAUAAAUCGUUCGGAACAUCUCUAUUGCAAGCGCUGUAUGUGUAUGCUGGGCUUGACCAUACAGUCCGGGACAGGUGCCAAGCUCUGGGCCGAUGCACUGCGCUGGCUGCCCACUAUGGAAGCAACAACACCAAAGUUGCUGCCUCGCCAGCUGUUUAAGCACUCGACCGUAACGCAGCUAAUGCUGCGACUCCUCAGCACCUUAUGGCCAACACUGCCGCCGCUGUUCUCACCGGCCAAUAGUCGGGCACUGCUUGUGGCCAAUAUGCCGGAUCGCCAACAGCAUUACAUGCUCAUCCAAGUGCUCGAUCCGCAGCUGAACGUGCUGCGCCGCACAGUCAACGAGGCGGAACAGCUGCAACACUAUCGCGCCUGCAAGCUCUACUUUCGAGUCUUUGGUAGCUCUCAGCCUGAUCCGACAGUCUUGGUGCAGUGGCAGCAGCAGCUUGAAGUGCCCAAGAUGCAUAUCUCGCCACAUAUGUUCCUCGAGUUGCAGGCCCGCUUCAACUACAAUUCAGCGUUAAUUCCGCACGCCUGGCGCUACAAUUCAGCCGAGGAGCAGCUGCUGCUCACCUACUUUUUCUACGAGACCGAGGAGCAGGAGCUGCUCAAUCAGCAUAGGCCCAAGGAGCUGACAAAAAGAGAAAAUCCUAACAAGUCGUCGCAGGACAGUGAGCUGGAUGACUAUGAGACUGAUGCGGGUCUGGACGCCAGCUUGUAUGAGACGGACGAUGAGAGCGACGACGAGCGCUCCGAUUCGGAUAGCGAACUGACAUCAUCGUUGCUUAACAAAUCGGCGCCAAUUAUGGCCUACGAGCAGAACCUGGCCAAGCGCUGGUCGCUCCAAAAGCAGCUAUCCCAGCCAUCAACUGCGCCAGCUCCGAGCGAUUAGAAAGUGCAAAGAUGGAGCUACGGCAAAUGUUGACUAUAUUUUAAUUUGAUUCUUGUUAUGUUUUUUUUUUGUUUUGUUUUUUUUAUUUAA